Molecule: messenger RNA, 980 nt
Organism: Neurospora tetraspora
Lineage: Eukaryota; Fungi; Ascomycota; Sordariomycetes; Sordariales; Sordariaceae
Product: class I glutamine amidotransferase-like protein
Exons: 2
Coding region: 164-886 (240 amino acids)
Cellular component (GO): cytoplasm
Molecular function (GO): glyoxalase III activity
Source: RefSeq, a predicted model, not a curated record
ACCACAUCAUUGUUGAGGUUGGUUUUGAGAUAAAUAGCUGCUCGUCUCUGUCUUUCAUCUUCAGAAGUUUUUACAACGCUUCACACGGAUUCACUACAUCAAGACUCCAUACUACAAUACCAAACCAAUCACGAAAAGAACACCAAAACACAACAUCAUCAAAAUGUCCGCUCCCAAGGUCCUCGUCGUUCUCACCUCUCACGACAAGCUCGGUGAUACUGGCAAGCCUACUGGGUGGUACUUGUCCGAAUUCGCCCACCCCUACGACGUCCUCAACUCCGCCUCCGUCUCCCUAACCGUCGCCUCCCCUCGCGGCGGUCUCUCACCCGUCGACCCCUCCUCCAUCGACGCCGCCAAGGACGAUUCCAUCUCCACCAACUUCAUCAACUCUCCCUCCACCAAGCCCCUUUUCGAGCAAACCCUCCCGCUCUCCGACUUCGUCGGUAACCCCUCCGCCAUCGCCCCCUUUGCGGCUAUCUUCUUCCCCGGCGGCCACGGCCCCAUGUUCGACCUCGCCACCGACCCUCAAUCCCAGCAACUUAUCCGCGAAUUCUGGGACGCUGGCAAGGUCGUAGCCGCGGUGUGCCACGGUCCCGCGGCGCUGGUGAAUGUGAAGCUUGCUGAUGGGAGUCACUUGUUGAAGGGGAGGAAGGUGACGGGGUUCACGAAUGAGGAGGAGGAUAUGGUUCAACUGAGCAAAUUCAUGCCGUUUAUGUUGGAGGAUAAGUUGAAGGAGGCGGUGGGACCGGAGGGGGCGUUUGAGAAGGCCCCCAGUGCGUGGGGCGAGAAGGUGGUUGUUGAUGCGGAGGGACGGUUGAUUACGGGGCAGAACCCGGCUAGUGCUACGGGGGUUGGCAAGGCUAUUUUGAAGGCUAUUUCGUCUUGAGCAGUAAAUUCUAGACUUCUAGGGAAGUAACGGCGGUUUACAUAACAUAGGUAACUGCCGUGCGAGAAUAGAAUUUCUGUCUUCUGGGUUAACA